This is a messenger RNA of Erigeron canadensis, 3986 nucleotides long. RefSeq names its product PH, RCC1 and FYVE domains-containing protein 1-like. The coding region runs from base 182 to 3565 and encodes 1127 amino acids. Gene Ontology annotation, molecular function: metal ion binding. NCBI's taxonomy places the organism in Eukaryota, Viridiplantae, Streptophyta, Magnoliopsida, Asterales, Asteraceae. The transcript has 9 exons. The record is from RefSeq and is a predicted model, not a curated record.
UUCUGGUAACAUUUCAUGACAUUAUGAAUGAAAUCACCAGCAUUUUUCGUUUUUUUUUCGAAGGAAAACAAAGACAACACAUUUCUCGAUAUUUUUUUUUCUCAACGAUAGAGAAAUUGUGGAAGAUCAAAUUUAAUUAAGUUGAUCAUGGUUGCAAAGAUUAUAGGGGGUUUCAGAUGGAAUGGCAGAUCGUGACCCAUAUAUUGAACAGGCCCUAAUUGCGUUGAAAAAAGGUACUCGGUUAAUCAAGUAUAGCAGAAGGGGAAGGCCUAAGUUUCGUCCAUUCAGACUUUCUCCGGAUGAAACAACUUUGAUCUGGUACUCCCGUAAGCAAGAAAGGAAUUUGAAGUUGGCUGCAGUUUCUAAGAUCAUACCUGGACAGAGAACACCUGUUUUUAAAAGAUAUCGCCGACCUGAAAAGGAGUACUUGUCUUUUUCACUUAUUUAUGAAAACGGUGAAAGAUCCCUUGAUUUGAUCUGCAAAGACAAUCUCGAGGUGGAGAUUUGGCUUGCAGGGUUGAGGCACUUAAUCUUUCCUGCACAAAAGUAUACUAGACGUGCCAAAAGUGAUCUUUCUGAUUUUCAUGACGCUGGUAGUGACGAAGGUCAAAAUGGUCAUCCUUUUGGUCUAGCAUUAGAUUUUACAUCAAGUAUUCCUCGUGGCUCAGUUUCAAUCGAUUCACCUUCUCCAGAAAACACAAAUAGUUUUGUCAGCUCAGAUGUGGUAUUUGGAGGUGCAAACAUGGAAGUAAGAACAAGUUGUGCAGAUAGUUACAGGAUUAGUGUAUCCAACACCCCUAGUUGUUCAACUCAAAGUUCUGGACCUGACGACAUAGAAUCGUUUGGAGAUGUAUAUCUUUGGGGAAAGGUUUGUUGUGACGGGACUUCUAAUGAUGGAUUGGCGAAUGGUUUUCCAUCAAGAAGAGAUGCUCUAACGCCUAAAUUAUUGGAAUCAAAUGUAGUCAUAGAUGUCCAAAAAAUUGCUUGUGGUGUUCGACAUUUUGCUCUAUUAACAAAACAAGGCGACAUUUUUACUUGUGGCGAGGAAUCUGGUGGCAGGCUUGGUCAUGGAGUUGACAGAGACGUAGGUCGGCCUCACCUCAUAGAUUUCCUUUCGGUUACCAAUGUUAACUCUGUCUCGUGUGGUGAGUAUCAUACAUGUGCCGUAUCUUCAUCUGGAGAUUUAUAUACAUGGGGAGAUGGGUCCCACAAUGCUGGUAUUCUUGGUCAUGGAACUGAUGUCAGCCACUGGAUACCAAAACGUGUUUCCGGUCCUUUGGAAGGAAUUCAAGUUUUAUCUGUUGCUUGUGGCAACUGGCAUUCGGCAAUAAUAACAGUUGGAAGAAAGCUAUUUACAUUUGGUGAUGGGACUUAUGGUGCACUCGGACAUGGAGAUCACGAGAGUGUUCAAUUCCCAAAAGAGGUCGCAUCUUUGAGUGAUUUAAAAACUCUUAAGAUUGUAUGUGGUCUAUGGCAUACUGCAGCAAUAGUAGAGUUGAAAAAUCAGAAAACUAAACACGCUACAUCCAAAAAGUUGUUCACAUGGGGCGAUGGCGAUAAAUAUAGGUUGGGUCAUGGAAACAAGCAAACAUGUACUAAACCAACAUGUGUACAAUCUCUCAUUGACCACAAUUUUCAUCAGUUGGGAUGUGGGCAUAGUAUGACCGUAGGCCUAACAACAUCGGGUCAUGUCUUCACUAUGGGUAGUCCUGCACAUGGCCAACUAGGUAAUCCACAAGCCGAUGGAAAAUCGCCUUGCUUGGUACAAGAUAAAUUGGUAGGUGAGUUUGUUGAAGAAAUUGCAUGUGGGGCGUACCAUGUUGCUUGUUUGACAUCAAGAAGUGAAGUAUUUACUUGGGGAAAAGGUGCAAAUGGGAGACUAGGACACGGAGAUAUGGAAGAUCGAAACACCCCAACUUUGGUUGAAUCGUUUCGAGAUAGAAUUGUGAGAAGUUUAUCUUGUGGCGCGAAUUUCACUGCCUGUAUAUGCAUUCAUAAAUGGGCAUCUGGAGUAGAUCAGUCAGUUUGUAAUGGAUGUAGACAAGCAUUUGGUUUUACCAGAAUAAGGCAUAAUUGCUAUAACUGUGGGCUGGUGCACUGUUAUGGUUGUAGUUCCCGAAAGGCUUUGAAAGCAGCACUAGCUCCUACUCCUGAAAAGCCUCAUCGUGUUUGUGAUGCUUGUUAUGUCAAACUUAUGAAAGUUGCUGAAACCGGUAAUAAUAAUGUCUCUAGUUUGAAUAAGGGCAUUAGUACUCAAAUCCCAAUGACGGGUAAAAGGUUAGAUAGGUAUGGGAGGACUUCAAGGCCGUUGAUCUCCCCUAUCACGGAACCAGUCAAGUACCAUGAGGUGAAGUCAGGAAAGUACGGUUCCAAAACAGAUUCUUAUUCUAUGGUUCCAUCAUUUCAGAACUUGAAAGACGUUGCUUUCCCAAGUUCACUCAGUGCUUUUCAAAGUGCUUUGAAACCCGGUACAGUGCCUCCAAGGUGUCCACCACUUCCACCAUAUCAACAGCCUCAAAUACAUGCUUCUCCUUACCCGAUAAGACCUAAUUCUUCAUCGUCUGGUACUCCUAUCUUUUCUCGGGGUCUGAUUGACAGUUUCAAGAAAUCAAAUGAAGUUUUGCACAAAGAAGUGGCCAGAUUGCAAAACCAAGUGAAACAUUUGAAGCAAAAGAGUGAUAAACAAGAUUCAGAUAAUCGGAAACUGCGCAAUGCUACUAAACAAGCUGAGGCAAUAGCUGCAGAAAAAACUGCCAAAUGUGAAGUUGCCGUGGAUGUAUUCAAAUGCAUCAUAUCUCAGCUAAAUGAAUUGACAGAAAAACUACCUCCGGAAAUAUCCGAAGAUGAGAGCUUCAAAGCCUUGGCUGAUAAAGCCAGUGACUACAUCAACACCUAUGGAAGUGAUACAUCUUCAGUUGUUCCUAUCGUGCACUCAGAUAAGCCGGAAGAAAGUUCUUCAUCUGAAGUCAUAAGAAAAAAAUAUCAUAAGAAUGAAGAUGUUGAUGAGGCCAAUAAGCGAACAGAUAAUAUUGCUGAGCCCGAUAAACCAACAGAGGACGUUGAUGAGGACAGUAUGCCCACAGAAUAUAUUGAUGAAGCUGAUAAACCAACAGAGGAUCUUGAGGACUAUAAGCCAACAGAGGAUGUUGAUGAGGCCGGUGAAACACAUCCGAAUGAUGAAAAUGUUGGUAUUGCUCCAGAGGAGAACAACGAACCUUCCUCCAGCAAUACCAUGGAAGCUGCAAGUGAGGAAGACAUAGAAGAUGGAUCACAAAUGCUCAAACAUCCGAAGAGUGAGGAACUGAAAGAAGUAAUUGAACAAUUCGAACCUGGCGUUUAUGUAACACUGCUCCAACUUUCAAAUGGUAUAAAGUUGUUCAAAAGGGUUAGAUUCAGCAAAAGAAAGUUCAAUGCACAUCAAGCAGAAGAAUGGUGGAAGGGGAACAAGGACAAGCUCUUUAAAAGGUAUAGACCAGCAAAACCACAAAGCACUUCAAAUGUACCGUCUGCAGCUGCAUCACCUCUGGCUCAGGAAAACAGUGAAGAUCCACCACCAUCUACUUAGCCCAGUUUUUUGCUUGUAGUAAUGGAAGGGUUUGGAUACUUCUUUGCCAAUGCUAGGUCUCAUAAUAUAUCAAAGGGAUUAACUUUUGGGAUAUGGUACAUCAAGAUCUAUGGAGCUAGGGGGAAAGGCUUUGUAUGUUGCUUCUUAUUGAGCAAUUUGCAAAGAGCCUGCUUUCCAGGACUUGAAAUGGUGACCUUGUCAGGUGCUCGUCUGCUCAAAGCUUUGCAGUUUGUAAAGUUUGGUUUAGUUAGAAGUUCAGUCCUGGACCUAAUGUCUAAACAAGUAAAAGGGGAAUUAUGUGUAUAUUAGAGCGUUGACCUUAUUUCUUAGUUGUACACUAGAAGAAUACAUUUUUUUUCCGAAAACAUUUGUAAAGCUUUGACAGACAAGAUCAUAGGUACACCAUACUGCGUUCAUCAAA